UUUCGUAAGAGGCCCGGCAGAACCAGAAGUGCUUUUUUUUAUUGAUUGGUGGAAAUAGAGCGGAAUAAGGGUUAAGACAAGUACUUAGCUAAAUAGAUACAGAUUCGGUUCGCGCGAGACCAGAAUUAACAUGUCUCCUGCCAACGGUGACUUGGCGCUGCUUUUGUCUCGGCUGGUGCUCAACGUGCCAUACGACACGGCAGCGGUCGAUCCUGAGUUCGCUUCACUUGUGCGCAAUGACGCGCUGACGUGCAUUAUCGUCUGCAAAUGGCAACACAAGCAAUCUUCAGCGCUCGCGACGGCUUUACUCAGCGCCCGCGGCCAAGCUGCGUGUCCACCCGGCACGGAAGGCAAUCCAUUUUCGCGUGCGGCAAGCGCAGCAUCGGUCGUACACGAAAAUUCGGUGGUGUACUACUGCAGUCGCUCCACACGCAGCUUUGGUUUGCAGACCGUGCGGAUAAAUGGGGCUCCAAGUAAUACUGGAGGGAGGGCUGCUAAUCAAAAACGGAGAGACAGAAAGGUUCAAGAUGACUCGUGCGAGCCUUCUACCGGAAAUUCGAAGAAGAGAAUUCUGAUGUCGGACCAUGAUCCUGGGAUGAAAGGACAUUACAUCGACCGCAAACGGUUGCACAUUCUGCGACUUACCUGGCAGCAGGGUUUCGUGCUUGAUGUUCGAGAGAUCGGCGUAAACCCAGUUGACAAAACGGUUUCGUUUACACUGCGAGACAGCGCUCCCCUGUCUCAAGGCCAUUUUGACGAGAAGAAGCUGCACCGAGCCGUGCGAGACACGACGCGCUCAGAGCGACUCGCCCGCAACGAAUACGGGAAUCCGCACUUUCCGAGAGAAGACUACAGGGAUACGAAAGUCGCACGUGGAAAUCGUGUGCCGCUCGUUGUUGAGACAGAGUAUGGCGUUGGCGGCGGCGCGAGCAAUGAAGCAGAAGAUAAUAGAAGUGGAACUGCCGCUUGCGAUGUUGCGCCACACAUACCUAGGACACGCAGUGGGGUGGAUGUUGAGUUCGCGGACCCUUUCGGCGAGGAGCGGCGCCCGCUGCGAACAGCUGUUAUGCAGGGACUUGCCUUACCGGAGAGGGAAUCUUUGGUUCUGGAGGUGUACGUGUUCAAACCAGAGACGAACACAACGGUUUUGGGUGCUUCUGGAGUCACGGGAAAAGUCGUUUUCCAGUUCAACUGUGCACUGGAUACUAACCGCCUGAGACGCAAUGCCAAAUACCGCAUCUCUGAGCGCGCUCGGCAGCGUCGCGCUCAUAAUUCGAAUGCGGUCGUGGACCCGGAUUCGUUAGACGCGUUAGAGAGUGGUGGAAACGGAGGAAAUUCAUCAGGUGGCGUUCAAGAGACACUUCGCAUAGCAGAGGCUCAAGAGAACCGAUGGCGUUCUCGGCCGCACUUGCGGCCAUUCUGCGAACUGGAAGUCGAGUCGGUAGAUGCAUUGUACGGCACUGAGGAGAGCAAGCUGAGUCCGCGGAAGAAACGGCAGAAAGUUCUAGAAGAGUCUGCAAUUCAACGCGCUGAAAAGGCGAGGGUAGCGAAGUUAGAGAUGAAAUCUCGGCAGAGCAGGGGUCGAGCGGGAAGUGAGGAUAGCACAGGGGGAAAUGAUUUUCAUGCUGAUCAUGAGGACUUCAUUGACCAGCAAAAUCAGUUGGCAGAAUCUUCACAAACCGGCCUGUCGCCGACAGGUCGUGAGCGAUUUGUGGCAUCCUCCAAGCGAGCCGGCGGCGGCGCAAAUCCGGUGACGUAUCGCGGCAUCCAGCGCGCACUGAUCGACGGUUCGCAAAAGUGCUACUCUCUAGCCUGGACCCUGGGGCGGCCGCGCACGCUGAGUUACCACUUCGGGGACUCUCGCGCGUUCCAGAAGAUGACGUUCUGGGACCUCGUGAAGCUGAAAGCGAUGCAGAAAACGGCUCUUAGCAAACCCAGGAGAGGGCGCUGGAGGAACAAGAAGGGUCGUAGCCGCGUUACGCAGUCAUUCUCGCCGCCGAAGCGCAGAGGCUGGUCAGCUGAAACUAGAGACGCCGCACCGCGUGCGCAGCGCAACAAGGUUGAUGCUGAUUUUCUUCGCAGCAUGCAAUACGAGCAUGUCUACAAGACGGCAGAAGUGCACUCUGCGGCCGAGCAAGUGAAGAAGUACUACUAUCGCGCGGGCUACAAUAACCACUUGCUGAACCCAUCAUGGUUCUCAGGCUUCCAGCGCGAAAGCUGGCCGGCGAAGGAGUUCUACGUAAAGGCUGCUGCGGUGGAAGAACUCGACGUUCUCUCAGAUGAGUCGGCACCGGAUAGCAUCUUCAACGAAUCCUUACUGGGUGAUGACGUGGCGAAUAUGCGAGACCUAGAUGCGGAGCUCGAGGAAAUCGACGCAGAGAGCGACGCGGACGAGCCCUUGCCGCCUCCUUUCGAAACACGACGCCGCAUUGCCUUGGACCACACGUGUGCGUAUUUGUCGCCGUUCUAUUGGUGGGCAGUGGACCGUGCGCUGGAUCUGGAGGCAGCGCGGGCUGUGGUUGCCGGUUGUGUGAAGCAGGUGCAGAGCGAAGUUGUUGCAGAUGAAGACGCUGAAAUCGCGACUGGUUUGUUAGAGGACAUCGCUGCUAGCGUGACGCGCCGUGUCCUUGAAUUGGAGAACGGCGGGAUAGCUGAUGCGGCCAUCCAGAGGGCGGUUCAGCGCAUUCUGAGUCUCGAUGAAGACGAUACUCCUGAGCAAGAGGAUCAACAGGUAGAGGUAAAUGGCGAUGCAAGAGGUUCGUUCAAGGAUCGCUCCGGAGUAAAAGUGCAUGCGUUUGGGGAACCGAUGCACGACCUUCCGGAGCAUAGUUCCAGCGAGCACGAGCGGCGCGCCCCCACUCAUAAUGCUCCUUCCUGGACUGGCGUUGAGGACGUCGAUAGCCUUUUUACACCAACGAACUCAACAUCGUCGCGACGCAGCACUAAGUCACGGCGUGAGCAGAUCCUUCAGGCGACCGCAGUUGACGGCAUUCUCGGUGCCGCGGUGGCGGGUGCCUUGCGCACUCUGAAGCACGAGCAUCAGGUGAUUGCCCGACGCACCUUGAAUCGAGUGUACUCUAGCGUGGUCAUGAAAUGCCGGGAAGCGUGCGAGGCGGAAGCACGAGAAAAAGAGCGACUCCGCCUCGAGGAGCUGGCGCGCGCAGAGUUGCGUCCCUCGACCUGGGGUUUGCCGCGCGAAGACCAGUUCUGUGUUCACAGCAUUGAUACUGGUGAUCAUGCCAGUGUUGUCGCUGCAGAUGCUUACGGGCCGUACUCAUUAGGUUGUGACGGUGUGAAAGUCAUCGAGCAUCUUCGCAACUACCAUGAGGGGGUGAAUAUGGAUGGUGCCGCUGGCUUUGGGUCGCUAUCCGGCGCUGGAGGGGAACAGAUUAUGGACGACGUGGAGGCAGCGUUUGUGGCGCAGCGCGAGCGCCGAGAGGAUCGCGCACGACGUCGCACCCUUCUGCGAGAAGAGCGCGGACUUCGAAAACAGAGCAUGCGCGAUGCUCGCCGCUUCCGCAAGAACCUGCAAAAGCGUCUCGAGUUCCUCGGAUCGGCGCACGGGCUUGAACUGCGGGAGUUCGAAACCGAGAUUUAUGGGUCUGAGUUUGGCGUCGCCAACCCCGACCGCGGGCGUCGAGGACCUUCAGUCCGAGAAAUUGUCUAUCGAGAGGCGGAUGCGCGCGUGCGCUCUGCAAAUCUACGGGACGUCGUGACUGCAAAUGGACGAAGUGUAAGCCGAGGUUACAACUAUCCACGCGAAGAAGUAGAAGGGAGAGAUGCGGGGUCGGGCAUACGCGAUGGGCCUUCACCAAGUACAGCAGGAGGACUGCAAGCGGCUUCACUGUGUCCGCCGCCGCCAGUGAUAAAACAAGCACCUCCAGGGGUACUGUUAACGCGGAAAAAGAGCACUACAGUUGGUGAGACAGACCUGUCAAAAACAGGAGCCAGGAAAUUGCAAAGUAGAAGACCUUCGAGGCCUGCAGUUUUCGAGAGUAAGACGACCAUGUACGAUGUAGAGGGCAAGAAGCACAAAAUUUCGCAACACGAGGGUAUCCAGCUGACAGAGGGGCAGCGGCGCGCACUGGCAAAACAGCAUGGGACGCAUUUUAAGUUGACGGAGGACGUCGUAAUUCGGAAGUCAGCUACUCUUGGAGCAAGAGCUAGAAGGAGCAAUAAUGCAGGGAACAGUGAAGCGGAGUUGGUGCUUGCUAAGGCAACAGGCGGAAAGCCUAGUGCGUCGAAGUCUAGAUCAAGCUUGGGGAGCAAAAAUGAAAACGAUCCAAACUUCGUCGAGUUUCAAGUUCUGCGAGCUGCCAGACCUAGGCUUCUACAGUGCGAACAAGAGGAAAACGUGUCGAGACAGCGCGAGGGAAGGAAGUCAGCGGAAAGUACUUCUCGAUUCUUGAUGUCAGAGUUAAUUGAAAUUAUCGUUAAUUAUCCUUUCUUCUUGAUGCGUUGCCAAUCAUUGAACCCCAGCACGUAGUGUCACUGGCUUCCUGUUUUGGCGGCUGAGUAGGUAUAGAGGUUCGCCUUUGCUCCGUGAUUCAAUGAGCUUAUCUUUUCAAUAUCCAAGACUCAUCUCUGACAUCGACAGAAUAUUACCUUGACCGGUCGUCGUUUUCGUGGGAGGCACCGGCAGCCAAGACUGACGUUUUCGCGAGGGAAAAGGAGGCAAUGCUGGAAGAACUGCGAGCCACCGCAAAGGACACUCAAUCUCGUGGUAGGGCGCGUCUCGCCAGCUCUGAUUUCGAUAGAAGUCUUGCGCUCUUCUAACGUCGUGGGUAGCUCAAACAUAGUGAAAAAUGGUUAAUCAAUCAUCACGGCAUCGAUGUCUGAUGAUCAUUGUUGACAUGCUGAACAGAGCGGCAACUUUUGAGCGAUUAGUGACCCGAUUUCUGCAUUGAAUAGACGAUUGCACAGUGACCUGCUGAAAAGAAAAAGUAUGCUUUGGGCUCUCUGAUUGUGAAGUCCUCCAUCCAGUUGUAUUCAUAAUUAUACAGCCACAACAAUGAAGUUAGAAGACUUCUGUGGUUAGAGUGAAAGAGUGA
Amoebophrya sp. A25 is the source of this 5051-nucleotide messenger RNA. Lineage: Eukaryota; Dinophyceae; Syndiniales; Amoebophryaceae. The record is from the annotation of a GenBank genome assembly.